AUGGUCAAGGGCUUGUCCUGUUUUUUUUUCUACACUCACCCGAAUGCAUUGAUAGCCGCGACCAGCUGUUCGACUUCUGCAGAAAUCUGCUUCACUGCAAGCAAAUCGUCAUCGAAUUCGUCGUCAACACUAUCUAGUUCAUCCUCAUCAGUCUCGUUAGACGGAUACCUCUCGAUAAUUGAGUUCCGUAAUGCUUGUGUCGCUUUCUCGUCGUGUACAUUAUUACUUGAAACCGGCUCAGCAAACUCGAAACUUUCUGAUGACGUAGAGGAUGAUAGGCUUUCUUCUUUUCCAGAUGAGUAA
This is a messenger RNA of Caenorhabditis remanei, 303 nucleotides long. RefSeq lists its product as uncharacterized. The transcript has a single exon. Lineage: Eukaryota; Metazoa; Nematoda; Chromadorea; Rhabditida; Rhabditidae. The coding region runs from base 1 to 303 and encodes 100 amino acids. The record is from RefSeq and is a predicted model, not a curated record.